Molecule: messenger RNA, 2079 nt
Organism: Loa loa (African eye worm)
Lineage: Eukaryota; Metazoa; Nematoda; Chromadorea; Rhabditida; Onchocercidae
Product: ubiquitin carboxyl-terminal hydrolase
Exons: 13
Coding region: 1-1974 (657 amino acids)
Biological process (GO): protein deubiquitination; regulation of apoptotic process
Cellular component (GO): cytosol; nucleus
Molecular function (GO): cysteine-type deubiquitinase activity; cysteine-type endopeptidase activity
Source: RefSeq, a predicted model, not a curated record
AUGGCGCAAAUUGAUCCCAUUGCAUUGAUUGAAGCAUAUAUUCCAUUUGCUAAAUCGAGUCAAAGUCUUGAUUUUGAAAAACAAUCAAUGAUGCGAUCUACUGCAAAGAAUUGCACUGUGCUAAAUUCAUCGUCAUCUAAUUCCGGACAAAGCACGUCAAGAACAUGCGAAACGGUUGAACGUGAACGGGGAUACGAAACAGUUUCCAAUGCUAAUUCUGGAUCAACCUCAAAUCAUGUGCCACCUCCAUAUGACUCAACAGGAUUACGUAUGAUUCAAACAAAUUAUCGUGAUAGUUCGUCAUCACCACGUUCGCCACCCGCUCGAUGUGCAAAACGGUUUAAAAUUAGUUCAUCAUCUACGUCGUCAGCGCGUAGCUCAAGUAUGAGCAGUACUGUCAGUGCAUUAUCAGUAGAUGUUAAUUCCACCAACCAAUCCCCAAAAAGUCAUGCUACCACGGACUCUCAACAUAAGGCUACUGGAAAACAUCUAAACAAUGCACAUUUUGUGCAAACCAAUGAUGGAGCGACGAAACUUACAAAGUGUUUUGCUCGAGACAUACUCCAUAGCACAAAUAAUGUUAGACGGCUUAACUCUCCUCCAAUUCGCAUUGACUCUAACUUUGAUUUUGCAAAUCAUAACGGUUACGAUGAUAACAGGCCAUCCACAUCUAAAAGUUUUACAUCAGGAUCGAAGCCCGUAUUGAAUGGUGCGGUAAAACGACGCAUGGACAUAAAUGCUAAUCACACACCAACCAAAAAAUUGGAAUCUCAGGGUAAUCGAGCUCUGAACGGUAAAGCCGAGGGGAAACGAUUAAUAUCAGAAAACAGCGAACUGGAAACCAGAUUCCCUGCGAAUAAUCGUGUAGUAUUUUAUGCAACAUGGGAAGGCAGCCGUGUUCUGAAUCCUGAUGGUCGUAAUGUCGGUGUUGGCCUUUGUAACUAUUCCAACGACUGUUUUUUAAACGCUGUCCUUCAGAUUAUUUUGCAUUGUAUUCCACUUGCACGAUAUCUUGGCGAGCAUCUCCCUUUAUUUUCUUGUGUGAAGGAUUGUGUUGCUUGUGGUCUUGCGAGAUUUAUAAGGUAUUCAAUGUCGAGCAGACAACCAUUCAAGCCUGCUUGGAUUAGUUUCAUUCUGGAAAAGGCAUUUCCUUCUCACUUGUUGGGUGCGCAAGAAGAUGCUCAUGAAGCUCUGAAUCAUAUAUUGGAUGCUCUUGAUUCAGAAGCGCGAAAUGGAAUAUCCUCUUCGGAUCGUAAUUUCUCUAAUCCAUUAAAUGGAUCACGCUUUUUGACACCAGUGGAACAACUUUUUGUCGGAACCCUACGGAAUCAAAUUCAAUGUUCGGCUUGUUCCGCAAUACUAAUAAAUUACGAACGCUUUCGGGAACUUAACCUUGGCAUAAAGAAAUCAUGUUAUGACAGGCGGCUAACUUUGGAGGAUUUACUCGACGAUUAUUUUGGGAGCGAAGUGUUGAACAAUUUUAAGUGCACCAACUGCAAAAGGACGACGCAAAUUCAACGUAGUUCGCGUAUUCUCCGUGCACCGAACCUUUUGCUUAUCCAAAUAAAACGGUUCAAUUCGUUUGGUGGAAAGAUAGGCGUUCAUGUUAAUUUCAGUUUGAGGCUGGAUCUCCAACAAUAUAUACAUCGUACAGGAGAAUCGCAUGUUUACGAGCUUACUGGUAUUGUUCAACAUAUGGGUAAUGCAGUGGAACAUGGGCAUUAUAUUGCUGUUGUACGAGGUUUUGAUGGUAGAAGCUAUUAUUUGUUCGAUGAUGAGCAGCGUCACAGAGUUUCGCUGUCUGAACUGCACAAUACACAAGCGUACAUAUUGUUGUACGUUCGUUGUGAUGCAUUCAGAAAUCCUGUUUCACCUUCGGUAUCAUUGAAUGCUGCGAGUGAAGUACAAAAUGAUACACCUACCAGGAAUCGAAUGAUGAAGCGUCCAUAUGUUCAAAUAUCGAUGGAUACUUAAGCUUCCAUAUUUUGCAGUAUUUAUUGAUUAAUGAAUGGUUUGUUGAAACGGUCUUUUUUUUUAAUUUUGUAUUUGAGACACCACUGGAAAUACAUUUAAGCAGAC